Messenger RNA from Python bivittatus (Burmese python), 2098 nucleotides. RefSeq names its product DEAF1 transcription factor (gene DEAF1). Gene Ontology annotation, cellular component: nucleus. The record is from RefSeq and is a predicted model, not a curated record. Gene Ontology annotation, biological process: regulation of transcription by RNA polymerase II. Gene Ontology annotation, molecular function: DNA-binding transcription factor activity, RNA polymerase II-specific; DNA binding. Lineage: Eukaryota; Metazoa; Chordata; Lepidosauria; Squamata; Pythonidae.
UGCCGCGGGCGAAGAAGGAUCCGAGCAGCAGCACGAACACCGAGGAGAGGUGCCCGGCUCGGAGGCGGAGCCACAAGAAGAAGAGGAGGUGACGGCUGUCACCGUAAUGGCGGCAGAAGCCGAACACAUCGAGAUGGGGGCCGAGUCCCUGCCGAGUGCCGACGAGGCCGCCGCAGCCGCUGCCUUUGCAGAAGUGACCACAGUAACAGUAGCCAAUGUGGGUGCCUCUGCAGACAAUGUAUUCACUACUUCUGUGGCAAAUGCAGCAUCUAUCUCAGGACAUGUAUUGUCUGGAAGAACAGCUCUUCAGAUUGGGGACAGCUUGAAUGCUGAAAAAGCCACUCUGAUCGUGGUUCACACAGAUGGCACCAUUGUAGAGAGUGCGGGUCUGAAGGGGCCAUCUGCACCUCUUACUACAGCACCUCAGUCCCCUCCUACUCAGUUAACAUCUGGCCAAGAAAAAGGUGGAACAAAAUAUAACUGGGACCCUUCAGUAUAUGAUAAUGAAUUGCCUGUGCGAUGCCGAAAUAUCAGUGGGAUACUGUACAAAAACCGACUUGGUUCAGGUGGCCGAGGUCGUUGCAUUAAGCAGGGGGACAACUGGUACAGCCCCACUGAAUUUGAAGCUAUGGCUGGAAGAGCCAGUAGCAAAGACUGGAAAAGAAGUAUCCGUUAUGCUGGGAGGCCAAUACAAUGCCUUAUUCAUGAUGGAAUCCUAAAUCCCCAUGCAGCCUCAUGCACUUGCGCUGCUUGUUGUGAUGACAUGAGUCUGAGUGGUCCUGUUAGACUGUUUGUCCCCUAUAAAAGAAGGAAAAAAGAGAAUGAAUUGCCAACAACUCCAGUGAAGAAGGAUUCUCCCAAAAACAUCACCCUACUUCCUGGAACUGCUGCCACUACAUUCACCGUGACUCCUUCAGGACAGAUUACGACUUCUGGCACUUUGACCUUUGAUCGUACAGCAGCUGUGGAGGCCACAGCUAUUAUCUCAGAAAGUCCCUCCCAAGGUGAUGUUUUUACUGGUACCACUGUACAAGAUACAAACAUUCAGCAGCAACCCUGUCGGGUCAAUCAUCCAGAACCUCACUAUCCAAGUUAUCAAGACAGUUGUCAGAUCUCAGCAUUCCCGGAAGCAGCACUGCCAACUUCUCAUCCCAAAAUUGUGUUGACCUCACUCCCUGCCCUGGCGGUGCCACCUGCUACCCCCACUAAGACAAUCUCCUCUUCUGUGAUGAAUGGACUUGAAAUGACAGAACAACGGAACUGGCUUUACCUCGAGGAGACCGUCAAUUCGCUGCUCAACACAGCUCGGCAGUUGAAGACGCUGAUCGAACAAGCUAAGCAGGCCAGCUCUUCCUACCGAGAAGCUGCUGUUUCUCAAGCAAAACUUCAAGCUGAUGCGGAAAGGAAAGAGUAUCAGAGUCAGUUAUUUCAGCAUACAGAAGAUGUCGAUGGAAAAACUGAAAUUAUUAUUAAGCAAUCCUGUGUAAACUGUGGCCGGGAGGCAAUGAAUGAAUGCACUGGUUGCCAUAAAGUCAAUUACUGCUCAACGUUCUGUCAACGGAAGGACUGGAAAGACCAUCAGCAUAUGUGUGGACAGUCAGCCACAGUAACAGUUCAGACAGAAGAAGAUCAUGAUACAGAUAAUGUGAUUGAAAAAGUUAUUGUCUAAAAGCCUUCUUUCUUCCAUUUUCAUGGAUUGUGUAUGUAGCAGACUGGCUGGACCAGCAAUUCCUUUGUGAAGUUCUGUGAUUAAAAUAAAAUAAAGCAAAACAAACAAAAUCCUGUACUUAUCAAGAUGAUGAAGACAUAAUAUUAACUACACGUUGCUGGCCAACAUCUGAAUCUUCUCUCACAAAGCAAAAAAUUAAAGCUUAUGGUCACAAGACCCUCAAGGAUCUCCAUUGCUUUAAGGGAACUCCAGAAGUUGGGUGAUCUUUACAGGGUUCUCUAUAAAGCCUCUGAAAAGCACAUGGGUAUGUUAAAUGGCUCCCUCCUGCUGCUCUGAUGGAUGAUUCUUCAAAGUAUUUUGAAAACGUUAUUUAAAGCAGGUUCUGAGUCUGCAUCCUUCUAAGAUUCCUCUGAAGAGGUUUGAAUAAAA